UUUGAGAAAGAAUGCGUAUUAGAGAAGCCAAGCAAACAGAUUCUCUCACUCAGUAUUUCCCAAAGAUUCACUUCCAAUUUCUUCUCUUAUCCCACUCCUAUAUACAUACUUUACAAACCCCACUCUGAAAACUAUCUAGACGGAAGAGAAGAGAAGAGAGACCAAAAUGGCGAACCCACCAAAGCCGUGGAAAGCGGAAUAUGCCAAGUCGGCUCGAUCUUCCUGCAAAACUUGCAAAAGCGUUAUCAGCAAGGAGGCCUUCAGGCUAGGCAAAAUGGUCACUGCCACCCAGUUCGACGGCUUCAUGCCCAUGUGGAACCAUGCAGAUUGUAUACUAAGGAAAGCAAAUCAGAUAAAGUCUACUGAUGAUGUUGAAGGCAUAGAAUCGCUUCGAUGGGAGGACCAACAAAAAAUCAGGAACUACGUGGAAUCCGGAGGACCUUCAAAUGCAAAAAAUGUCACUCCUCAAGCCAUGGAAUAUGCUAUUGAAGUUUCACAAACUUCUCGUGCUACUUGCAAGGGUUGCUCCCAAAAGAUUAUGAAAGGAGAGGUCCGUAUAUCUUCAAAGCCUGAGGGUCAAGGAUCUAAAGGAUUGGUGUGGAACCAUGCCAAGUGUUUCUUAGAGUUGUCUCCUACUACUACAGUGGAAAAGUUGCCUGGAUGGGAAAGCCUUCCAUCGUCUGACCAGGCAACUGUUUCUGCACUGGUUAAGAAGGUUCCUGCUUCAAAGAAGGGCAAAGGGACUGAGGUACCAGAGGAAAAACAACCACAAUCAACCUCCACAGCUGGUGCAAAACGUAAGAAGGAUGUUGGUGAUGAUAAAAAAUCCAAAGUCAGCAAGUUGGAAGGAGGAGUGACGACAGGUAGGGCAGGGAAGAAUGCGAAUGACUUGGACAAAAAGCCAAAAGAUUCUUAUCUGGAAACUAAAUUGGAGGCCCAGACUAAAGAACUGUGGGCUUUGAAGGACGAGUUGAAGAAACAUGUUACUACAGCAGAACUGCGUGAAAUGCUUGAAGUCAAUGGUCAAGAUGCAACAGGAUCAGAACUUGAUUUGCGUGACCACUGUGCUGAUGGGAUGAUGUUUGGAGCACUUGGUAAAUGUCCCAUGUGUUCUGGCUGUCUUCGCUUUUCUGGAGGCAAGUUUCGCUGCCAUGGCUACAUUUCAGCAUGGAGCAAGUGUUCUUACUCUACUUGUGAACCUGAACGUCUUAAAGGGAAAUGGAAAGUCCCAGAUGAAACAAAUAAUGAAUUUCUAAGCAAGUGGUUUAAAUCACAAAAAAUAAAAAAACCUGUUCGCAUCCUGCCUCUACCAUCUUCUUCUUCAAGUCAAGCUCCUAAUGGCCAAUCUCAAACGUCAAAGGUUGAAAGCUUGGCAGAUUUGAAAGUUUCCAUGGUUGGAUUGCCGCAAGAGUCCAUGGAAGAGUGGAAGGGCAAAAUCAAGGAAGCAGGUGGUAUAGUUCAUGCCAAGAUCAAGAAUGAUACCAAUUGCUUUGUUGUGAGUGGGGAAUUUGAGAGUCAUGCUGCUGAGAUGAGGAAGGCACGGAGGAUGAGAUUGCCAAUUGUUAGGGAGGAUUAUCUUGUUGACUGUUUUAAAAGACAGAAGAAGCUUCCUUUUGAUUUGUACAAAGUUGAAGCCAUUGGUGAGGCCUCUAGCAUGGUCACUGUCAAAGUAAAAGGACGAAGUGCUGUGCAUGAAGCUUCUGGUCUACAAGAUUCAGGUCACAUACUUGAGGAUGGGGGGAGUAUAUAUAACACAACUUUGAACAUGUCAGACUUAUCAACCGGUGUUAACAGUUAUUACAUUCUCCAAAUAAUUCAAGAAGAUAAAGGAUCAGAUUGUUAUGUAUUCCGUAAAUGGGGUCGCGUUGGGAAUGAAAAAAUCGGCGGUAACAAAUUGGAAGAGAUGUCAAAAUCAGAUGCAAUCUCUGAAUUCAAACGUUUAUUUCUUGAGAAAACUGGGAAUACAUGGGAGGCAUGGGAGCAAAAAGAAAAUUUCCAGAAACAACCUGGCAGAUUUUUCCCAUUGGAUAUUGAUUAUGGUGUUAACAAACAGGUGUCACAAAAGAAGCACACGGAUGCAGACAGUCAACUUCCUCUUCCUUUACUUGAAUUGGUGAAGAUGCUUUUUAAUGUGGAAACAUACAGGGCUGCAAUGAUGGAGUUUGAGAUAAAUAUGUCUGAAAUGCCCCUUGGAAAGCUGAGCAAAAGUAACAUUCAGAAAGGUUUUGAGGCAUUAACAGAUAUACAAAAUCUAUUGAACAACAACGUUUCUGAUCCUUCUGUCAAAGAAAGCUUGAUUAUUGAUGCCAGCAAUAGAUUUUUUACUGUUAUUCCUUCUAUCCAUCCACAUGUCAUAAGGGAUGAAGAUGAUUUCAAGUCAAAGGUGAAAAUGUUGGAAGCUCUUCAAGACAUUGAAAUAGCCUCAAGAUUAGUAGGUUUUGAUGCCGACAAUGAUGACUCCCUUGAUGAAAAAUAUAAGAAACUCAAAUGUGAUAUCACUCCCCUUCCUCACGAUAGUGAAGCUUUUAAGUUGAUUGAGAAAUAUCUCCUUACCACUCAUGCCCCUACUCAUACUGAAUGGACACUUGAACUGGAAGAAGUAUUCUCACUUGAAAGAGAAGGAGAACUUGAUAAGUUUGCUCCUUACAGAGAAAAACUUAGUAACAAAAUGCUUCUUUGGCAUGGUUCUCGGUUGACUAAUUUUGUGGGGAUACUGAGCCAGGGACUAAGAAUAGCUCCUCCAGAAGCUCCAGCAACUGGCUAUAUGUUUGGCAAGGGGGUUUACUUUGCUGAUUUGGUCAGUAAGAGUGCUCAGUAUUGCUUUACUGAUAGGAAAAAUCCUGUGGGCUUCAUGCUUCUCAGUGAGGUUGCUUUAGGGGAGGUCUAUGAACUAACAAAGGCCAAGUAUAUAGAGAAAUUGCCAGAAGGAAAGCACUCUACAAAGGGGCUUGGAAAGAAAGUACCUAAGAAGUCUGACUUUGUAAAGUGGAAGGAUGAUGUUAUUGUACCUUGUGGCAAACCAGUUCCAUCCAAUGUGAAGGACUCUGAGCUGAUGUAUAAUGAGUACAUUGUUUAUAACACUGCUCAAGUUAAGAUGCAGUUCUUGUUGAAAGUGAGGUUUCAUCACAAGAGGUGAAGGAAGGUAACGGAUGUUUAUAUUUUUACUUUGGUGAAGGACAGGUGUGUAAAAUAUUGAAACAAAAACUGAAGUUUGUCUCCUUUUGGAUUUUCUAAAGCAAGGUCAAGUGUUGAUAAGAUCUAGUUUUGGGGAUAGCUUGGAGAUCUUUUACUUGAGCUUGUGAUGCGUGUUAAAGCCUUUUGUAAGUAAUGGAAACAUAGUUGAUACUUUAAUCCAUUUCUUCUAAGAUUUCAUCCUCUCUACAUGGUGGGAUUAAAUGG
Molecule: messenger RNA, 3399 nt
Organism: Hibiscus syriacus
Lineage: Eukaryota; Viridiplantae; Streptophyta; Magnoliopsida; Malvales; Malvaceae
Product: poly [ADP-ribose] polymerase 1
Exons: 20
Coding region: 167-3136 (989 amino acids)
Cellular component (GO): nucleus
Molecular function (GO): NAD binding; DNA binding; NAD+ poly-ADP-ribosyltransferase activity
Source: RefSeq, a predicted model, not a curated record